Messenger RNA from Drosophila hydei, 1103 nucleotides. Its product is annotated as facilitator of iron transport 1. The record is from RefSeq and is a predicted model, not a curated record. NCBI's taxonomy places the organism in Eukaryota, Metazoa, Arthropoda, Insecta, Diptera, Drosophilidae. The transcript has 2 exons. Bases 71 to 964 code for a protein of 297 amino acids.
CAGCGAACUUAUUAUCAAUCUGGACUUUGUGGUGAAAACAACUCGGAAAUUCAAUUCAAUAGCAACGACCAUGAAGUGCGCAUUGAUUUUCACUCUGCUGGUAGCUGCUAUCAGCUGCAGCUGUGCUGCGCCCUUUGAUCUGAACGAUCUGUUUUUGGGCUUGGGCCGAAACGCGCCUGUGGAUCGCGAGGCGGAGCAGGAUGUGGUCAAGCGUCAGGUGGUGGCCAAUGCUGAUGGCCAGCUGAAGCAGGUCUCAUUCCAGACACUAAUUGGCGAUUUGGAGAACAGUCUGUUUCAGUCGGCGCUCAGCUUGAACGGUGCCAGCGCAGCAGGUUCGGAGGUGGCUGAGGUAAAGCCAGCCGCACCAGAAGCCCUGGAGACCAAUGAGCAUAGCGUUGUGAAGCGCUCUGAUGAGUCUGCGCCUGCCACGCCAGCCGUCGAGGUGUCCGACAAUGCUCAGGAGCGUAAAAUUCUGCUGCAGACCACGAAGAAGGUGCCGCAGAGCGAUGAGAGCGGACCCGCCCAUCUGAUCAUCGAUCGCGUCUCUGUGCUGCCACAGAGCGGCGUCUCUGUGCCCCUGAUACCCACCUUCCAGGUGCAUCACACCAAGAUCACAUCGGCCACCAUCACCGAGGAUGCGAACAAGGAUAGCAGCGAUGGCAAACAGACCAAGAUUAGCAUCACGAAGACCUCCAUUACCUCAACGGCGCCAGUCGAGAGUGUCGAGGCGCAGAGCACCUCAACCAGCGCAAAGCCCGAGCUGGCCAGCACCACAGAGAAGGCAACCACCAGCGAGGCGACCAGCAGCGGCAGCACCACUACCAGCACCACGACCACCAUUACCAGCAGCAGCACCACCGCCGCAGAUCAGCCAAUUGUGAAGCUGAAGCAGGUGGAGGAGAAGCUCAAGGCUAAGGUCGCCGAGGUAGAAGCUGAGCCUGUCAUACUGACCGCACGUGUCUAACCAUUUCGGAGACACUCUAGUCUUAGCCAACUCUCAACUCACCAACUCACUCACUCACACAUACAUAUACACAUACAUAUACAUAUUUAUAUCACGCUAAGUUGAAUUAAAGUCAUGUGAUUUGAUCUGAAGCCCAAAC